This is a messenger RNA of Pseudoliparis swirei, 1137 nucleotides long. It is a transcript of the gene gpr139, whose product is annotated as G protein-coupled receptor 139. Bases 7 to 1137 code for a protein of 376 amino acids. Gene Ontology annotation, biological process: G protein-coupled receptor signaling pathway. The record is from RefSeq and is a predicted model, not a curated record. NCBI's taxonomy places the organism in Eukaryota, Metazoa, Chordata, Actinopteri, Perciformes, Liparidae. The transcript is spliced from 2 exons. Gene Ontology annotation, molecular function: G protein-coupled receptor activity. Gene Ontology annotation, cellular component: membrane.
GAGGCAAUGGAACACAGCCACAUCUUCCCUGUGUUCCCCCCAAAUGGGAGCACUUGGAGCACAGGGCAGCAUCCCACUGAGUUUGUCCAUGGAUGCCCUCUCGGACCACUGCCUGUCAUCUAUUACAGCCUCCUGCUGUGUCUCGGCCUUCCGGCUAACACCUUGACAGUGGUCAUCCUGUCCCAGCUGGUGCUGCGUCGUCAGAAGUCCUCCUACAACUAUCUCCUGGCUCUGGCAGCCGCCGACAUCCUGGUCCUGCUUCUCAUUGUUUUUGUCGAUUUCAUAUUGGAGGAUUUUAUUUUGGGUACCGCUCUGCCUCCGUCACUAAACAACGCAAUACAGGUCCUGGAGUUCUCCUCCAUCCACACCUCCAUCUGGAUCACCGUGCCUCUCACCAUUGACCGUUACAUCGCUGUGUGCCACCCGCUUCGUUACCAUACGGUCUCCUUCCCGGCCCGCACACGAAGGGUGAUAUUUGCUGUGUAUAUUGGGUGCUUGAUCUCUGCGGCUCCUUAUUACUGGUGGCCUGAGCUGUGGCACAGCCUGGCUGGGGUUGGCAGUGUAGGAGGAGGAGGGGAGGGCAACAGGAGAACCGUGGUCCAGCAUGUCCUGGUGUGGGCCCACUGCGCCACCGUCUACAUCCUUCCCUGCACUGUCUUCUUCUCCCUCAACGCCGCCAUCGUCCGUAAGCUGCGCAGACGCCGCAGCUGCUUCCGUCUGCGCGGCUACUCGACCGGCAAGACCACCGCCAUUCUCCUCGCCAUCACCUCCAUUUUCGCCGUUUUGUGGGCGCCACGCACCCUCAUGAUCCUCUACCACUUCUACUCCCCUCCGCCAGUCUCACAAGCUGCCGGCCGACUGCUCCACGUGCUCACUGAUCUGGCGAACAUGCUCGCGUUGCUCAACACUGGGGUCAACUUCUUCCUCUACUGCUUCAUCAGCAAGCGCUUCCGGGGCAUGGCGGCCAAUGUCCUGCGAGCCCUGCUUCACUGCCGGAAGCAGUCCCCGCCGUUUUAUGCCAGCCACAACUUUUCCAUCACAAGCAGCCCUUGGAUCUCACCAGCCAACUCCCACUGCAUCAAGAUGUUGGUGUACCAGUAUGACAAAAAUGGGAAACCCAUCUGUAUUUCCUCUUGA